Coregonus clupeaformis (lake whitefish) is the source of this 2604-nucleotide messenger RNA. RefSeq names its product two pore calcium channel protein 2-like. Gene Ontology annotation, biological process: transmembrane transport; monoatomic ion transport. Lineage: Eukaryota; Metazoa; Chordata; Actinopteri; Salmoniformes; Salmonidae. Gene Ontology annotation, cellular component: lysosomal membrane. Bases 1 to 2286 code for a protein of 761 amino acids. Gene Ontology annotation, molecular function: monoatomic ion channel activity; voltage-gated channel activity. The transcript is spliced from 25 exons. The record is from RefSeq and is a predicted model, not a curated record.
AUGGAGAGUUUCCCCCUGCUACCUGGGGGUGUACAUUCUGGAUCAGACAAUUACAGGGCUCCAAAAGAAACGCCUUUCUAUUGGGGGACACAGGGACAUGAUGAUGAGCUGUACAUUCAACAGGCUGUGGUCCUCAUCGAAGAUGCUGUACAUUAUCGAUCUAUCAACCACCGCAUGGACCCAAGAUCAAUACAACUUUACAGAUGGUACUACUCCAGGCUCUGUCAAUGGGGCCUGAAUGUGGUGAUAUUUGUCAUCCUGGUCCUGGCCUUCAUUGAGAGGCCCUCCUCCCUGUCUGUGACCUCUGACCUGCGUUCUAAACACACCCUCUGGGAACCCCCAUGUGGCCUCACCGAGGGCAUCGAGAUCAUCUGCCUACUCAUAUUCACGUUCGACCUCAUCGUUAAGAGUUACCUGAUAGGUCAUGAGGAGUUUUUGAAGUGUAAAUGGCUGGUGGCCUACAUGGUGGUCAUCUCAGUGUCUGUCAUUGACUGGACCUUAUCCUUGAGCAUGGCUUGUGAUGACACUAUGAGAAUCAGAAAACUUAUUCGGCCGUUCUACCUCCUUCAAAACUCGUCAUUGAUGAAGAAGACGUUGAAAUGCAUCAAAAGAACAAUACCAGAAAUAACAAGUGUGAUCUUACUAGUGGUUCUCCACCUGUGUGUCUUCACCAUGUUUGGAAUGCUGCUGUUUGAAAGGGGAGAGAACCCAGAGAAGAACAUGGAAUGGGAGUUUUAUUUCAAAAACUUUUCUCAGUCUCUUACAUCUCUUUUGGUUCUUCUCACAACCGCUAACAACCCUGACGUGAUGACGCCAGCUUACACUUUAAACAGAGGUUUCUCCGUCUUCUUCAUCCUCUUCAGUGGAUUUGGAACGUACUUCCUGAUGAACCUGCUGACUGCCAUCAUCUACAACCAGUUUAGAGGAUACUUAGUGAUGUCAAUCCAGACAUCCAUCCUGAGGAGGCAUUUGGGCAUCAGGGCAGCUUUUGAGCUGUUACACUGUCAAAGCCAGGAACCUACCUUUUCUGAGGAUGAGACCGUUGAGUGUGUUAUGGUCCAGACAGUCCUGAAGGUGAUGAGGAGAGUUCAGAUGAAAGGUUAUUACAGAGAUGCCAUCAUGAAGAAAGCGUCUCAGUCAUCCAGUGGAUACAUCCCCAGGGAGGCCUUCCAGAGACUUUUUGAUGAGCUGGACAAGGACAGGAUGAAAUACCAUCCUCCAUUGCCUGAGUACUCGUCUAAGUUCCUGCGGAAGGUUCAGUUUGUCUUCAGUCAGCAUUAUGUCACUGUGGUGGGGAAUGCUGUGGCCCUGGCCAAUGUUGUCUGCAUAUGUAUGAUCCUGGUGAUUGACUGUGAGAAGACUCUCUCUGAACGAGACAACUACUAUUUAGAGACUAUCAACUGUUUCUUCAUCCUUUACUACCUGCUGGAGAUGGUGCUGAAGAUGGUUGCAUUUGGCUGGACAGGAUAUGUGUCCUAUGGGAGUAACAUCUUUGAUGGAUCUCUCACAGCUCUUUUACUGGGCCUACAGAUAUCCAUAUUUGCUACUUACAGUCUACCAUUUUCCUAUUGGAACCCAGCCCAUGGAGGUCUGACGUCACUCUGGGAGAUGGUCCGUCUGGUCAACAUGCUGAGUAUAUUCCGCUUCCUCAGGAUCAUCCCCAACAUCAAGCUCAUGGCUCUGGUUGCCAGCACCAUGGUUGACCUCGUGAAAAACCUCAGAGCCUUUGCCGGUAUAUUAGUGGUGGUUUAUUAUGUAUUUGCUGUGCUUGGGGUCUGGUUGUUCAGAGGCGCUAUCAUAGCACCUGCAACUAACCUGAGCACUACCGUCGACCCCAGAAUCAUGAAAAUGACUGUAAACAAAACUCUACAAUGUGGUUCUUAUGAACAGCUUGGCUACUGGUCAAACAACUUUGACGACUUUGCAUCUGCUCUGGUUCUCCUAUACAACAUCAUGAUGAUGAACAACUGGAAUGUCUUUCUGGAUGCAUACGCCAGAUACACCACUGAGUGGUCCAAGCUCUACUUCAUAGCCUGGUGGUUGACCUCCUCUGUCAUGUGGGUCAACCUGUUUAUAGCUCUGAUCCUGGAGAACUUCAUCUACAAGUGGGACAGAAACCAUGGAUGCUCAAACCGUGAUAUGGAGAGGACAGACUUGGAGACUACCAUCCAGCUGAUGUUCAGACAACAGAUAGCAGAGCCUACUGAAGAGGAAGUUGUCACAAAACUGCAUGCCCACCAACACCUCCAGCACCUAACUAUGUCCAUGUCACUGGAUAAAAUAUAGAUAUUGUGUGUAAUGGAAGCGGGGUUCCCAGUUAUUGCUUUAUUCGUGGUUCUAUAAAUGAACUUUUUCAUUGUUUCCUGAUGGGAUCAAGAGACUGUUUUACAACUCGACUGCUUCUUUCACUGAGUCUGAUAGACAAUAUUGUCCGAUAUAACGUCACCUGUUGAGGGCUUUAAGUUAUACAUUCUGCAUAAAGGGUAUAUAAUAAACUCCUAAGACAACGAUUUUCUUUGUGCAGUUCGAGGAGUUCAAAGGACAAGACAGGUACCAUCUGAAUGUUUUUCACCUGACAAGACGGAAGAUGAAAAUAGCUGAUGA